GUAGCUGAUGCUUUUAUCCAAGUCAGCUGAGAACAAUGAGCACGUACAGGACUUCCGUGUCUUGCUCAAGGACACUUCGGCAGCAGCUUUUUACACUCUCUCCCUCUCCCUCUCUGUAAAGGAGCAGUCCGGCUUUGCCCUCCCUCAAGAUUUUAAACCGUGACGUAUUUACUAACGGGGACACGCGAGUUUUCACACCGGUGCUCCAUCUGCUUGCGAGGGCGACUAUUUGGGAGAUAAACUGCGCCUCGCUCUUGAGCCGCUCCGACCGUUUUCUCUCCGUUAUCACCCGCACUUGUCAACAAGCUUAUACCAUCUUCUGUCUCCUCAGUCCAUCUCUGCCACCGGGAGGAAAAUAGCGGGAGUUUGCUCUUAAACCUGCAAGAUUAAACUUGAGAGUACAAUUUCCUCUGGAAGUUUUUUGGACACGUUUUUUUCCCCCAACAUUUAAAGUGACAUUUAGCCGAACACCAAAGGCGCAGAAAGAUGCUGGAUCGUUGUAACCAAACUGUUUUGUCAUUGCUCUUUGGAUGCCUGGUUGGUCUUUUCGUGGCCUCUGUUGUAAACGCAGACGGUCGAGUGUUUGUGUUGGACCUGAGGAACUCCUCUGGCCUGCAGGGUUUCAGAGAUGCUGAACGGGCUUGUGCCUCACAACACGCCCGCUUGGCAUCAGCAGCGGAGCUCCGUCAUGCUGUGUUGGAGUGCUACUUCUCCCCAUGCACCCGUGGGUGGCUCUAUGGAGGCACAGUUGGGACCACAGUGUGUAAUAUUGUGGGCGGUACACUGAAAGCAGUGGAUGUGAGAACAGAAAAUGCUACAGAGGAAACAGCACACCUGGACGCCUUCUGCAUCAAAGACAAAGGUGUGGCGUGUGGUGAUCCUCCAUCCUUUCCAAAUGCUCGUAUGCAGGGACACAGUGACUUGGAGAUGGGCGACGAGCUGCUGUACACAUGUGUGCCGGGUUAUGUGAUGUCCAGUGGACACAGUGCCUUCAGCCUCCUGUGCGACAGCUGUGGAGAGUGGUAUGGACUGGUGCAGGUUUGUGUCAAAGAUGAGACUGAGAGUCACGUGGACUAUGAGGACAAGUUCACAGAUUCCUAUGGAGGGGCAGAGCACCACAAUGAGGGACCAGAGGAAGCUCAUGGCGAAGUGUACGAGGAGGUGCAUGGAGCAGCAUAUCCGGAGGGGAAGAGGACUCAGGAGCAGGAAGGGACAAGCUUCAGUUUCGAGGGAGAGGUGGAGCAUCAAGACCAGCGUGGAGAGCAGGAAGUGGGAGGAGAGGUGACUGAGCACGGUAGGAAAUUUGAAGGAGCUAUAAAAGCAGGAGAGAAAGACAAGGAACAGGCUGCUGAGGACUUAAUAGGCCAUCCGAGGUGGGAACAGGAGAGGAAGGAGGUGGUCAAAACUGAUGCCACAGAGGCACCUGUCUCUCUUCUCUCCCAGAAACACCUCUUCUGGUUCCCCUCUGAGGCCUUUCAGCAGGAGGGUCACCCGGUCUCCACCAGUCCUGUCACACAGACUACGCAGAGGGCUUCGGGUGCCCAAUCAGAUGAGAGUAAAGAGCAGGAGAGCCAAGAAAGGCAGCCCCACCAGCUUCCUGUUGAUGAUCAUGAUCAUGAUCACGAGCAAGACAGCUAUGCCGAUCACGACACAAAUGACCGAGAUGAUCAUGACAACAGCCACCAUGACGACCAGGACGUCCAUGACGACAGCCACCACGAUGAUCAAGAUGACCACCACAGUCAUCAGGACGAAGAUGGCCAUGAUGAUGAUUCGAAACAUUACAUUUCAGCUCAGGAUGAUGAUCUGGACAGACGUGGUCGCUAUGAAAAUCAUGAUGACCGUUAUGACCAUUAUGACAUGGGUGAACAUGAAGAUGAGCGUGAUCAUGUUCGCUACGGUAGCCAGGAUUAUGAUGAUCGAGAAGAUACUUACGAUGAACACGAAAGCUACGAGGAUCACGAGGAUGUGACAGACGAUCACACUGACGAUGAUCAGGAACAUCCUGAUGGUUUGGAGGAACAUCCAGACAGUCGCGACCACGAUGACGGCAAGGAACAUUACGAUACAAGUGAAGACGAUCAUGACCACGACAAUCUCGAUGAUCAUGAGCACAUUGACCAUGACAGCUAUGACGACCAUGACAGCCAUGAUAGCCAUGAAGAUAAUGACGAUGGCCAUCCGCAUGUCAUCUUUUCUAUAGAAACAGAUGAACGUCAGAAUGUCACCCAGAAGGGAGCAGAAGGAGCAGCCACCACGGAUGAGACCUGGCUGGACGGGUACCCAGUCGCUCAAGAGGAAACUGAAACAAGUGACUCCACAACAGAAAGGGUGGGACCAGAAGAUAGAGAGGGGGGAACUGUUGUCAGGACAACAGACAGACCCAAUGAGGUGGAGAAGCCUGCCCCUUACACCAGUUUACCAGAGAUGCCUGAGUCUCCCACUAAUGACUCUGACUUAGAGCAAGGCGGAGUGGUGCCUCGCUUGAUCCCCACUGCUGCUCCUUCUCCUGACAAGCCAGAGCCCUCGAACUCCGACACCCUGGAAUACGACACACAACAGGCAGCUCCUACCCACUCCUGGAUGGGUGACCUCACCGAGCACCCCUUUCUCAAUCAUGGCCCGGCCCCACCUGUGCACGAUGGCGACGUCAUCACCGGAGCGAUGGAGGAACACACUGUGCACAACCUGCCCGGCGAGACCGGCGAUAGGGGCGAGGUGGAAGGAGAGAUGGGGGAGGCAAUCUGUACAGGUGAGGACUGCCCUCCCCAUCCUCCCAGCUCUUCCAGCCGAGGUCCCACGGUGGCAGCCAUAAUCGUGGCAGUGUGUGUGAUCGCUGCGGCGGUCAUCGUCGGGGUGUGGUGUUACCGGCGGCAACAGCAGAAAAGCUCAAUGUACAAGAUGAAUGGGAAGGGGCAAAGUCAGACCAGACAGGGCCAACAGAUAGAGAUGCAGCAAAAAGUUUAGGAGAGAGCUAAAGAGAGAGGGAUGGACACUGACGGAGGGCAGAGACAUUUGGGAAUUUGGGAUGAUUCAGAGGAAUUUGAGCGGAAAGCACAGCCCCUCAUCUUGCUAGACACUACUGCAUAUUUGAAGAUUCUGGAUAGGUAUGAAGAGAUGAUUUGGACCACGAAGCAGGUGUGAAAGGCAAAACCUUACCUGUGUGAAAAUAUAGUAAAUAUAGUAAAACAACAAGAACUGAUGCUCAACAAAGUGAAAAAAGAUUAUUUGUAAGGAAUUUUACUCAUCUUUGUCAUACCUACCCAUUAUUUUCAAAGCUCUGGCAUCUAGCUGGACAGGUGGAGGGACUGUGCCUGGACUGGACUCAGCCCCAGGAAGGAGAUUAUAAGGAAAUGACCAUGUAGGAAAACCACAACAGAGGGCACAUCUGCCUGAAUAUAUGAACUGAGACUUCAACCUCCAACGCUCUUGGACAUUCUUUUGUGUUACCUUGCUGUUGUUUUUGAUGGUUUCAUUGACUGCUCUGUUAAUUGUCGAUGUGUAUUGUUCUGGAUUUGUCAAUCUCAAUCUUCUCUUCUGUUUAUUGUGUUGAUAAAAACUGUAUCCCACUCCAGGACAAGAGCGCUGAAGUUCAGAACACUUUCAGAUCAUUGCAGCAGAUUUGCUCGUCCCAAAUGAACGACCCGUCUUGUAUUAGACUAGCAUGAAAGAAAAAAAGGAUGAUGAUGAUGAUUAGAGCAGAUGAAAGAGUAUAAUGAGUGGUAUGAAGAAAAGUGACGGGGGAAGAGUAGAAAAAGUGGCAGAUACAAAACGGGGAGGUGUGAGGAGUGAAAGGAUGACAGGAUACAGAUUUUCCUGUCCCUGUUGGUUUUGACAGUGGUUUGGUGGGAGAUUUAGAGUGGGUGUCCAGACUGCAGACUCAGCCCCUUUGUGUGCAUGUGUGUGAGUAUAUGUGUGUGUGUGUGUGUGUGUGUGUGUGUCUCAGGUCCGUGCAAUAUACCGGUCAGCGGUUGAAGUUCCCGACUGAGGAACCAGAGAGCAUGCCGACGGUUUUCAGGCCGACCAGAGAUCAAACAUUGUGGUGUUGCCAUGGCAACAAAGAUAACCUAAGAACACAAUCACAAACGUUAUAAUUUAAAUUUGAGUUAUUAUGAAUAGUUUGAAAUAAUCUGACUGCUGUCGGUGUAAUGCAAAGUUAUUAUUUUUCUCAUGAAAAUUCAAUCAAAAUUGUUAUUAGAUUUCUAAAUAACUUGUGGAGUUGGAGCGCCAAUAACAGGACUUUAGGUAAAAUCUAAGGCUGGACCACAUGUUCUAAUAUGUGUAUCAUAAUAAAUUGUUGUAUUUACCUUACCUAUAAUGAUAAAUGUAAAGUGAGACAUUCAUCAGUGGAUGAUAUUUACUUUCAUGAGUUCUGAUGUUUGUCCUGACUGUAGAUUUGUAUGUUUCUGUAAUAUUUACACUUGCUGUUUCCAUAAUGUGCCAAAUACAUGAAAUACACACGGAAAAAUAGAAAAGUUCCAACAGUAAAAAAAAAGGGCAAAUGUAAAUAAAUUCAAAUAGCCAUGAGAGGGUUUAAACUUAAAGAUUAGAGUUUGUAAUUCAUGUGAUGUAUAAAGAUAAACUGUAUGGCAAUGACUUCAAUAGAAAGAGCUUUAUUGUAGGUGUGUCAGUGUUAGUGGGUGUUAUCUAGUAGACAAGGUACUUUAUGGUGUCGUCAGUUGUAAGUAUAUGUCCAACUUUCCAAAACAUCCAGUGUUCUCAGCUGGAUUAUAAAAAGCUUUUUUAGAUGUGUUUUCUAAUCUGGUUAUGAAAUAAGGAUUUGGUGGAUUUGGGUUUAGUCAAAAACAGCCAAUUUCUAUUCCUAAAUUCAAACUGAUAAAAAUUAUUUCCACAUUGUAGUAUCUGAGAGUGGAGUAAUGAUCUAGUGAGGUCAUGGGAAAUAAAGUAUCUGUAGAAUUUUUUUUUUUCUUUAAUGAUGUGUUUUAUGUAUUUUUACAUAUUUCCAAGACCUUAAUGGUCCCAAGAUGUUAAAAAAACAUAACCCCUCCCCCAAACACACACAAGACAUUCAAUAUAAAACUAAAUAAUAAAAUCCUGAAAUCCAAAAUCAUAUCACCACAAAUUAAAUAAAAAACAAUAAUAAUGCUCACAUCAAAACAACAAGGAUAAUUUGAUGGCUUUUGUUAAAAUGUCCUUGAAAAAAUUCCUUGUAAAUCUGUGACCAACACUCUUAUAAGCCCCUUUCCUCUUUCAACAACUGGAUGUGUAGCGGAAAGCUUUUCCACAACACCAUACAGUCUGUUUCUGUAAAUAUGAACCUCUGACUAUAAUAACUUUCUGUUUCAGAUUGUAGCAUAACUGGUGUCGAGAAAAUGGGACAUAUCUCUCUUCACCAGGACAGUCGAGCUCGGUUGAUAUUAGACAUUACCUCUUCAGGUCUUACACAGGGUCAGCUAAUCUCCACUCUACUCAAAAUCUACUCCACUGCCUUUUACUUCACCUACCACUCCACACUGCUGUUGAAACACAAGUACUGUACUCCUGUCGUCAGCUUUUGUCCAUGCUUGAAGACUGAAAAUAAUCAUAGAGAAAGUUAAAAAUACCGAGAUUACAUUUGGGAUCACUCGAGUUACAUGCAAAACCAUGAGCACAAGAUUUGAAAGAAAGCAAGUAUUAAAAAAGGAAAACAAGAAAAGUGCUACUAUUUCAUCAUGUCUGUUUCUUCUUCAUCUCAAAGUGCCUGAUGAGUGUGAUGUCAGGAUGAAGUGUGUACUGUGUAUGUGUUCUGUAGGCCACAAUAAACUCCUAAACAUGUGACUAUGGGGUUAUUAUUACACUGUACACAACUUUGUGUUUUUUAUUUCUGUCAGGUUCACACAUAUCAGACCAUGGUCACUUUUGGUGACAUUACAUUAAUUUCCUGGAGACUUACCUUAACCCUAACCAUCACCACUACUUUCCUAACCCCAACCUUAACCACUCACCCAAAAAUCAUCUUUUUCCCAACUGAGGACACGGCUUUUGUCCCCAAUUGGUCAAGUCAUCCCCAGUUAACUGGUCCUAAGUUUGAAAUCUGUCCCCAAAAGUAGCCUAUGACAGACACAACGGACGCAUUCACACACACUGUAUUUCAGAUUUCACCAGUGAGUGUGUGUGUGAACAGUGCUUGACCUUUUGUCAAAUCUCGAGGUGUGACUAUGACCUGUGACCUUCACUCCUGACAAUCAGGCUUUUAUCUUAAUUUUUAACCAAUGUCCCUUCCACCAGCCAUAAUCAUCUACUUCUCUGUGACAUGUUCCAAAAAUGUUGAAAAACAAUAAAUGAAAGGAGAUGAUAGAUAAGUACGGGCGAGGGAGAAAUAAUAAAACACAUACAGUAAAAACAGGCAGGACAGAAAGCGGACGCAGAGUCAGAGAAACAGUAAGACAGAGGGAAUGUUCCUCUGUGGGUUUUUAACAUCGCUGUGUGAUAAACUGCACAGAGACUCAAUGUUCAAACAUUAUUAAACAACUCAGUGUUUCCUCUGGCUGUCUCUCUCUGCUCAGCACAGCCCUCCAGACCUGAUCAAGUCUAAAAAGGACCCAUGCUGUUCAACUCCAUCCACUCCUUUCUAUCAUCUCUCUGGGAAUUUUUAUUGGCGUCUGAG
Messenger RNA from Thunnus maccoyii (southern bluefin tuna), 6607 nucleotides. RefSeq names its product sushi domain containing 5 (gene susd5). The record is from RefSeq and is a predicted model, not a curated record. The transcript has 5 exons. Bases 487 to 2967 code for a protein of 826 amino acids. Lineage: Eukaryota; Metazoa; Chordata; Actinopteri; Scombriformes; Scombridae. Gene Ontology annotation, molecular function: hyaluronic acid binding. Gene Ontology annotation, biological process: cell adhesion; Notch signaling pathway.